GUCGUGCAAUUGGAAAGCAACCCUUACUAUCGUUGUAACGUAAAAAGCACUAAAUUUUUCUAGUUAGACAGUUGCUCAUUCUGCUGCUAGAAAGAAAACCACCAGUCGGUGAAAUUUCCUUUCCACUACAUCAUGGCGGACGCAAAGAGCGAAAAGAAAGCCCCCGUCAAGAAGGUCAGGAAGGAGCCUAAAGAUGCCUCUAAAAAUGUUAUGCGGGAAGUCCGUAUUCGUAAACUCUGCCUCAACAUUUGUGUUGGAGAGUCAGGUGAUAGGCUCACUCGUGCUGCUAAGGUGUUGGAACAAUUGACUGGACAGCAGCCAGUGUUCUCAAAGGCUCGUUACACUGUGCGUUCUUUUGGAAUCCGUCGUAAUGAAAAGAUCGCCGUUCAUUGCACUGUACGUGGUGCCAAAGCUGAGGAAAUUCUGGAGCGUGGCUUGAAGGUGCGUGAAUACGAAUUGCGCAAAGAGAACUUCUCAGGCACUGGAAACUUCGGUUUUGGUAUCCAGGAACACAUUGAUUUAGGUAUCAAAUACGAUCCUAGCAUUGGUAUCUAUGGGUUGGACUUCUAUGUAGUACUUGGUCGUCCAGGUUUUAACGUAGCACAUAGGAGAAGGAAGACAGGUAAGGUUGGCUUCCAGCACAGGCUUACCAAAGAAGAUGCCAUGAAGUGGUUCCAACAGAAGUACGAUGGUAUCAUCUUGGCUGGCAAGAAGUAAGAUACACAACAACCUGUAUAUUACUUUUGACAUAUAUAAAUAAAAAGACCAAAAAAAUCACAAA
Cephus cinctus (wheat stem sawfly) is the source of this 781-nucleotide messenger RNA. It is a transcript of the gene RpL11, whose product is annotated as 60S ribosomal protein L11. The record is from RefSeq and is a predicted model, not a curated record. The coding region runs from base 133 to 717 and encodes 194 amino acids. Gene Ontology annotation, molecular function: RNA binding; structural constituent of ribosome. Gene Ontology annotation, cellular component: cytosolic large ribosomal subunit; ribosome. NCBI's taxonomy places the organism in Eukaryota, Metazoa, Arthropoda, Insecta, Hymenoptera, Cephidae. Gene Ontology annotation, biological process: translation. The transcript has 5 exons.